Nanorana parkeri is the source of this 5473-nucleotide messenger RNA. Its product is annotated as vitellogenin-A2-like. Gene Ontology annotation, biological process: lipid transport. Lineage: Eukaryota; Metazoa; Chordata; Amphibia; Anura; Dicroglossidae. Gene Ontology annotation, molecular function: lipid carrier activity. The record is from RefSeq and is a predicted model, not a curated record. The transcript has 34 exons.
AUGAGGGGAAUCAUCCUAGCACUAGUGCUCGCACUAGCGGGAAAACACAGCUAACCUAGGUUCAGCCAGAAUAAAGUAACCCUGUAUGACUAUGAGACCUACACCAUGAUCGGACUUCCUGAAAAUGACUUUGGCCGAACUGGAAUUAACUUAUUCGCUAAGCUGGAGAUCAGGCCCCAUGGUCAAAGGACAUACCAAAUGAAGGCUGUGUCUAUUAACGUAAAAGAGGUUACAGGUGCGUGGCCCAAAGAUCCAUUCACUCGCGCCUCUAAGCUGAGCCAGACUAUGUCUGACCAGUUUGUGAAACCCAUCAAGUUUGAGUAUCACAACGGACGCAUUGGAAACAUCUUUGCCCCUAGCGAUGUGUCAGAGACUGUUCUCAACAUGCAUAAAGGAAUUCUCAGCAUGUUCAAUGCCAACAUCAAAAAGUCCCAGAAUGUGUAUGACCUGCAAGAGUCCAGCGUUGGGGGUGUCUGCCACACCAGAUACGUGAUCCCAGAGCAGAAGCAGGGAGACCAGCUGCUUGUUGUAAAAUCCAUAGACUUCAACAACUGCCAAGACAAAGUAUCCAAGAACGUUGGAAUGGCUUUCAUGGAUCAUUGCGAACCUUGCCAAAGGAUGCACAGAAAUGUACGUAAUACUGCAACAUCCACCAUCAAGUUGAAAAACAACAUCAUCCAGGAGGUCGUCUUAGAACAGAUCAUAUACUAUACUCCAUUACAGGAACGUAAUGGUGGUGCCGUAAUGGAAGCUAAGCAAGUCCUGACCUGGGCUGGAACCAGAAGCAGCCAAUCAAACCCCCCUCAGAUUCAGUUCCAGAACCGCGGAAAUCUCCACUACAACUUUGGUGAUGAAAUAUACCAGAUUCCAUUUGUUCUUCUAAAGACUAAAAGCCUUGAAGCUCAGAUUGAGCAAACUAUACAACACAUGGUACAAUACAACCAGGGGGAGAUGCACCAUGAUGUCUCAGUGAAAUUCAUGCAACUAGUUCAGCUGUUGCGCCAUGCUUCUCCCGAGAUUCUGCAUACCGUAUGGAAGCAAUUUGCGCAAAAAUCAAGACACAGAACUUGGUUCCUGCAAGGUCUUCGCAUGGCCGGAACUGCAGACAACUUGAAGUUUGCUCAGCAAAUCUUUCACAGUGGGGAACUCACCGAUAUAGAAGCAGCUGUAUUGAUUCCCAUUGCAAUGCAUGUUACUAGAGGCAGCCAGCGGGCUUGGCAGAUCUCCAAAGAACUAAUCCAAGACCCCAAAAUCCAGAAAAACCCAACAUUGUACAAACACACAGUCCUGGCCUAUGGCUCAAUGGUCAAAAAAUACUGUCUUCACCUGUCCACUUGCCCCGAGUCUGCUCUGGAGCCCCUUCAUGAUUUGGCUGCUGAUGCCCUCAGCAAGGUCCAUGAAGAGGACAUGACUUUGGCUCUGAAAGCUCUUGGUAAUGCCGGUCAGCUCCAAAGCCUCAAACGUAUCCUAAAGUUCUUGCCAGGCUUUUCUUCCAGCGCUGCUCAGCUUCCAAUCAGGGUCAAGGUUGAUGCAGUCAUGGCUUUAAGGAACCUCGCCAGAUGGGAUCCACGUAAAGUGCAAGAAGUUCUUAUGCAAGUCUACAUGGAUCGCGAGGUUCACACUGAAGUGAGGAUGAUGGCUUGUUUGGCCUUAUUCGAGACCAAACCCGGCCCUGCUAUGGUCACCAACAUUGCCAAUGUGGCUGUCAGAGCAAGCAAAGUUAACCUACAGCUUGCCAGCUUCGUCUAUUCUCAAAUGAAAGCCUUGGCCAAGAGCAGCGUUCCCCAACUAGAACCUCUGGCUGCUGCUUGCAAUAUCGCCCUGAAGCUCUUCAAUCCAAACAUUGAUAAUCUGGGAUGGCGUUUCAGCAAAGUCAUUCGUAUGGACACAUUCAAAUAUUCUCUCAUGUCUGGAGCUGCUGCAAAGGUCUACAUCAUGAACAGUCCAAAUACUCUGUCCCCUGUAUUUGUGCUUGGAAAAAUGCGGGCUUACAUUGGCGGUUCAGAGGUUGAUGUAGUAGAGGUUGGUGUAAGAGCUGAAGGACUUACUCAGCUCCUGAGACGGCAAGAUGUUCAAUUUGGUGAAUUGCCAAUGCGUAAGAAGAUCAGCCAGAUUGUGAAGUUGUUAAAGGGAUUCAAAGCACAACCUUCCCAGAGCCCAUUGUUCUCUAUGUACAUCAAGGUCUUUGGUCAGGAGAUGUCAUUCAGUAAUCUCAACAAAGCCACCAUCCAGUCUAUAACUCGGGCACUGAACGAGCCAGCAGAAAGGCACGCUACCAUCAAGAACAUCAUCAACAAGCUUUUGAAUGGCUUGAUGGGCCAGUUCGCCCGUGCAAUAGUGGCUGUGGAGGCCCGCCACAUCACACCCACCACUGUUGGUUUGCCAAUGGAGAUCAGCUGGUAUACCACUGCUGUGGGAAAUGCCCCAGUCAACAUUGGUGUUAAGAUGACCCCAUCCUACUCACCAGAUGUUAGCGUCGCUCAGCUGCUAGAGUCCCAGGUACAGAUCAAUGCAGACAUCAAUCCAAGUGCAUUAGUUCAUGUGAUAGCCACCAUGGGAAUAAACACGCCAUUGUUCCAGCAUGGUUUGGAGUUCCAUGGCAAAGCCCUUGUGAACAUCCCGGCAAAAAUAAAUGCUUUUGCAAACUUAAAGGAAAAUAAUAUUAAGAUUGAAUCACAGCCAUGCCAGCAAGAAACUGAUCUUAUUUAUAUAAGUGCCCAAACAUUUGCUGUCUCAAGAAAUGUUGAAGACUUGGAUGCAGUUAGGAAGACAGAGCUCGUGCCAAAAUCAGCCAGCCAGGACAUUCUGAAGAAGCGCUUCGAAUCAACAGAGAGGACAUCUGCUGAAGGAGCUAGCAUGAUGGAAGCUUCAUCGGAGGUUGGAAACAAGAAAUAUCUGGGUCUUGCCAGUGUGCACUACAAUGCACUACCUACACGCUACCACCGCUGUAUGAAAAUUCCCAUACUCCCAAUCCAAAUGUGCAUCAACCGCCGGUCUAAAAAUGCAGCCGGCCGGAGACAUUCCUUGUUCUAUGAAGUGGUGGGCAGUCAUGAGAUUAAGUUCACAAUGAAACCAGCACACACAGAUGCCACUAUUGAGAAAAUCCAGGUUGAGAUCACUGCUGGAUCCAAAGCAGCUUCCAAAGUAAUUGCCCUAUUUGAUGUAACGGAGCAUGAGGCUGAGCAGAUCGAGCAAUCUGAGAUACAUAACAAGCUGAAGGUUAUCCUUGGAUUAAAAGAUGUUACUGCCACCAAUAUAACCCUAUCCCAAAAGAAGAAUUCAAAACGCUCCAAAAAACAACAAGGUCACAAACAGAUUGCAGCAGAAGACGACGACACAAAACUUGUCCGUAAACAAACACCUCAGUCUUCAAGUUCUUCAUCCUCUUCUUCUUCUUCUUCUUCUUCUUCUUCCUCCAAGAGUCCAAGCAGCAGCAGUAGUAGUAGUAGCAGCAGGCGGACCCACAGGAACAAACCAGCACAGGACCAGCAGCAAAGGGGUCCCAAUAAGAGAGCCAGCUCCAGCAGUAGCAGCUCAAGCAGUAGCAGCAGCUCACGUAGUAGUAGCAGCUCAAGUAGCAGCAGCAACUCAAGCAACAGAAAGGCUGUAAAACCUAAAUCAAGCAGCAGCAGCAGUAGCAGCAGCAGUAGUAGUAGUAGCAGCAGCAGUAGCAGCAGCAGCUCCAGAAGAAACAGCAAGAACAGACAACAAAAUGACCAGCAAAAACAUCUCCCUGGCAAGCAGAGCAGCAGCAGCAGUAGCAGCGGCAUCGGCAGCAGCAGUAGCAGCAGCAGCAGCAGCAGUAGCAGCCAACAUGGAAAGAGACAAAGAAACUUUUACAACCUUCGCUUCAAGCCAGUCAGAGGGCAAACGGCCAGCAAACAACAAUCAUCUUCUUCAUCCUCAAGCUCUUCAUCGUCUAGUUCCAUCAGUGCACCACACAAGGGCAAAUUUAUGGGAGACAGCAAUCCUCCAGCACUGGUUGUGACUGUGAGGGCUAUCAGAAAUGACAACUCACGCCAAGGAUACCAGCUGAUUGUCUAUGCAGACUAUUCUAAUGCCAAACCCCGCCUGCAGGCCUUCAUUGUAGACUUCACCAAGGCAAGCAGAUGGAGAGCUUGCCUUAACACUGAAAUGAUGAAUGCUCAUGAAGCUGAGGCCAGUUUGAAGUGGGGACAGAACUGUCAAGAUUACAAGAUCAUUGCAAAAGCUCAAACUGGUCAUUUGGGAAAUCAGCCAGCUCUGAAAGUGACUGUUGCCUGGCCCAAGGCUCCAUCCAAGCUGAAGUCUGCUGCUGGAUACAUGGCUGACUAUAUCCCAGGAGCUGCUUACAUGUUAGGAUUCUCUGAGAAGUACAAGAAGAACGCUCAGCAUCAAGUCAAAGCCAUUCUGGCCCUCAGCUCUCCACGCACUCUUGAUGCUCUUGUCCAGCUUCCAAGGAUGACCCUGUACUACACUGCUAUCAGACUCCCACUGCCAAUUGCAGCCCGACACAUUUCACAGAGCGAGGUCCUACAGGCCCCAACAUGGAACAUUUUUGCUGAAGCACCCCAGAUCCUUAAGGAGUCUUUGCAAGGAGAAUGUACGGUGUCCGAAAACCAAAUCACAACCUUCAAUGGAGUGAACCUGGCUCAGGAACUGCCUGAGAGCUGCUACCACAUCAUGGCCCAAGACUGCAGUGAUGAGCUAAAGUUCAUGGUGAUGGCGAAGAAAUCCAAGGAUCACCCUAAAAGGAAAGACAUUAACAUCAAACUUGGCCACUAUGACAUUAACAUGUCCAGGAAGUCUGGUUCUCCAGAAAUGACCAUCAAUAACAACAUUAUUACUAUGGAGCAGCUCCCAUACAAAUCCUUUGGUGAACCAACAGUGGAAAUUUAUAGGACGGAAACAGGUUUAUCCCUGAUAGCACCAGAGUACGGUAUUGAGAGCCUUCUGUAUGAUGGAGAAAAUGUUCAGAUGAAACCAACUCUUGCCAUGAAAGGCCAGUUAUGUGGUGUAUGCGGCCAUAAUGAUGAUGAGACAUUUCAAGAGUUCCGAAGACCUGAUGGAACUGUUGCCAAGGACGAAACUAGCCAUAUUCAUUCUUGGAUCCUUCCUUCUCAAUCCUGCGCUGAAGGUUGCAACGUUCAGCAGACUCUUGUGAAGCUCGAGAAAGAAAUCUAUGGUGAAAAGUCCAAGUGUUACUCUGUUCAUCCUGUCUUGCGCUGUAUCAAAGAAUGUUCACCAGUCAAAACCGCUCAAGUGACCACUGGUUUCCACUGCUUGCCCUCUGAAUCAUCUCUGGACCUUGCUGAAAGACAGACACACCUAGACAAACCUGAAGAUUUCUCUGAAAUGGUAGAAGUCCACACUGCCUGCUCAUGUACAAAAUGCUCACCUUAAUCUGACAUAACACCAUCACUUUAUUCUUGGAAGAUACUUUAAUUCCCUGUAUAAUCUGUGUAGCCCACAGAGACAUGAUUUUUACUUCAGG